ACACAGUCUCUGAUCUGCGGUUGACUCCAGGACAAAGAGGAGUUCCCAGAGGGCAUUAAUGAGUCUAAGAAAUUGAAUUCCCUCAGUCUGGAGUUUGGAUGUUAGACGAUCACUACACAGCAACAACACCCAGUGGACAGGCAGGCCUGUUCUCUGUAGCCCCAACAGACCACCAUGCUCAGCAGGUUGAAAAGGCUUGUAGGGGCCCCAGAGCCGCCCCCUGCCCCGGCUGCAGACCCUCCUCCGGCCUCAGAUCCACCAGCUAAGGAAGAAAAACCUCCUGAAAAGAAGGAUGAAAAUGAGCAGCCAAAGAAAGAGGAAGAAAAGAAAGAAGAAGAAAAGAAAGAGGACAAAAAAGAGGAGGGACAAAAAGAAGAAGCAAAGAAAGAGGAGGAGCCAAAGCCAGCUGCUCCUGCUGCUCCUGCUGCUGCUGCUGCUCCUGCUCCUGCUCCUGCUGCUGCUCCUCCUGCCGAUCCUGCCAAUCCAGAGGGUCUUGAGGGUGAACAAGCUGAACCUCCUCCUCCACCUGUUGUCUACUUCCGCUACACAGAUGAUACACUCAGAGAUGUGAUCAAAAGGUUAAGAGAACGGACAGAGAUGCUGAGAGAGAAAGCCAUAGACCCUUACGCCACUUCUCCAGAAAUCACCCCACCUGUCACACCUAUCAUGAAGAAGGAGGACUACAUCAGGCUGAAGGAGGAGGAGCGGAUAGCGAAAGAGGCAGCGGAUAAAAAGAAGGCAGAGGAGGCAGCGAAAAAGGCGGAGGAGAAGAAGAAGAAGGACGAGGAGAAGAGGCUGGAGGCUGAGAAGAAAGCGGAGGAGGAGAGGCUGGCGGAAGAGGCCAGGAAGAAAGCGAGGUUCCUCCCGGAAAUCAGCUGCUCCUGCUUUGACGUCCUCAUUCAGCCGAUCGAGGAAAUUAUGGACUCGACCAUUGGAACCACCAUAGAUCCUUUCACAGAUCGCCGCUACAUCGCCUGGUUGACCGUGGUAGCCGUGGCGUACAACUACAACGUUUGGUUUUGCUCGGCCCGGUUGGCGUUCCCUUACCAUAACGCAACUGCUAACCCCUUCUGGAUAGUUUUUGAUGUUCUCAGUGACUUAGUGAAUGUGAUUGACAUCGUCAUUUGGCAGCCCCGCCUUCAGUUUGUGAAAGCCGGCGACAUCAUAAAAGACCGAGGAAUGACAAAGGUUCACUAUCGGAAAUCACAACGGUUUAAGAUUGAUAUAUUCAGCAUCGUCCCCUUCGACAUUCUCUGUCUGCACUUUCAAUUCUCCACCAUCUACAGACUCAAUCGGUGGAUUAGGAUUGACUCAUUUUUUGAAUUCAGCGAUCGACUUGAGAGCAUCAUGGCCAAGGCUUACAUCUGGAGAGUGGCUCGCACCACAGGCUACCUGCUCUUCGUGCUCCAUCUCAACGCCUGCGUGUUCUACGUCGCCUCGGUUCACCAGGGCCUUGCGUCGACCACGUGGGUUUAUGACGGAAAGGGCACGGCGUACCUGCGUUGUUACUACUUCGCUGUCCGCAGCCUGAUCAACAUCGGGGGUCUUCCAGAGCCUGUGACCACCUUCGAGAUCACGUUUCAGAUGACAAACUUCUUCAUUGGUGUCUUUGUGUUCUCAAGUUUGAUUGGACAGAUGAGGGAUGUCAUUGGAGCAGCAACAGCAGGACAGACAUAUUUCCGGGCAUCGAUGGACGGCUGUGUUGCCUACAUGAACACUUAUACGAUCUCCAAGGUCGUCCAGAACAGAGUUCGCACCUGGUACAACUACACGUGGGCCGCACAGGGCAUGCUGGAUGAGUCCGAGCUCCUGGACAAGAUGCCUCUGGUGAUGAGAAUCGCCAUCGCCGUGGAUAUCAACCUGGCCACUUUUCAGAAGAUCGCACUGUUUCAGGGCUGUGACCAACAGAUGCUGGUGGACAUGUUGCUGAGGCUCAAGUCAAUCGUCUACCUACCUGGAGACUUUGUGGUGAAGAAAGGGGACAUCGGUAAAGAGAUGUACAUCAUCAAAGGUGGAGCGGUGCAGGUUGUGGGAGGACCUGACAACAGCAUUGUGUUUGUCACACUGAAGGCCGGCUGCGUGUUCGGAGAAAUCAGUUUACUCCAGUCUGCUAAAGACGGAGGGAACAGGCGCACCGCUAACGUCAAAGCACACGGCUUCGCCAACCUUUUCGUCCUGGAGAAGAAGGACCUGUUUGACAUCCUCGUCCACUACCCCGAGUCUCAGAAAGUGCUGGCCAGGAAGGGAAGGCAACUGCUCAGAGCCAAAGGUCCGGCAGCUGCUAAAACCGACGAGGAGAAGAAGAAAGGCCUGACUCUGUUUGGAACCAAACCGCAGACGCCCAAGCUGAUCAGAGCGUUCGCCGAAAUGCGUAAAAAAGGAGGCUUCUUGGAAAAACUCAGGAAAAGUGCAGCAGAGGCAAAGUGAGAACAGGACGUUUGAUGCCACAGAUCCACACUUUUACAAAUUUCCAUCAUUCUGUAUCAUCCACCUUUCAACCAUUGACUCAAAGGGACAGAUCUGCAAGCCAAAAGGAUUCUAGUUUUCAUGUGAUGCUCCUCGGCACACAUGAAACCAGGUUGCAGAGCUGAAACAGGACAUCUGUAGUUAUAAUCUAAUAAUGUUCACCUUCUUAACUUUGGUUUCUUGUCUUUAAUAGAGAAAGAAAUGUCUGUUAAGCCACAUGAUGCAGUUAAUAUUGUGUUUUAAGUGUGUAUAUUGUAAAUUAUGUGUAAUUUUUCCAUAUAAAAUGUAUUUAAAAGAAUAUUUUACUACAAAA
Messenger RNA from Hippoglossus stenolepis (Pacific halibut), 2779 nucleotides. RefSeq names its product cyclic nucleotide gated channel subunit beta 3, tandem duplicate 1 (gene cngb3.1). NCBI's taxonomy places the organism in Eukaryota, Metazoa, Chordata, Actinopteri, Pleuronectiformes, Pleuronectidae. Gene Ontology annotation, cellular component: photoreceptor outer segment; plasma membrane; intracellular cyclic nucleotide activated cation channel complex. The coding region runs from base 175 to 2427 and encodes 750 amino acids. The record is from RefSeq and is a predicted model, not a curated record. Gene Ontology annotation, molecular function: intracellularly cAMP-activated cation channel activity; cGMP binding; protein-containing complex binding. The transcript has 18 exons. Gene Ontology annotation, biological process: monoatomic cation transmembrane transport.